This is a messenger RNA of Pediculus humanus corporis (human body louse), 2820 nucleotides long. RefSeq lists its product as uncharacterized. NCBI's taxonomy places the organism in Eukaryota, Metazoa, Arthropoda, Insecta, Psocodea, Pediculidae. Gene Ontology annotation, cellular component: cytoplasm; mitochondrial membrane; microtubule. The record is from RefSeq and is a predicted model, not a curated record. Gene Ontology annotation, molecular function: GTP binding; GTPase activity; microtubule binding. Gene Ontology annotation, biological process: mitochondrial fusion. The transcript is spliced from 16 exons. Bases 1 to 2820 code for a protein of 939 amino acids.
AUGGAACAAGUUUUACGUGGUAGUUUUGGUAAUUUAGCAAAACUUAUUAAAAAGCAUAAAAACUUAAAAAGAUAUAGUGCAUUAGUUACAUUAAAAAAUGGCCCUUUUGCCAGAGAAGUUAGGUAUUAUUCUGGUCUUAGAAAUAUUAAAUCUAGACAACCACUCUUGUUUCGUACUAAUCCUGUAAUUAUACCAAAAUGUGGAGUAGGAAUGUUAAUAGCUAAAGUUAUCAAAGGUGUAUUAAAAGUUAGAUAUUUGAUUUUUGGUGGAGUCCUAACCGGUGGAUUAACACUUCAAAAGGCUUUUGAAGAUUGGAAAAAUAAUGUUUUCGAUUUUAAAUGGCUCGAUGAAUAUUUACCAGAUACAGCACAAUGGAAUAACAUGAGAGUUUCAUUAAUCGCACUGAAGGACAAAGUUAAAGAUAAUGUCGAAAUGGAUCCUAGAUUAAAACAAUUAAUCGGUGCAAAAUAUAAAAAUUAUAAAGAAUGGUUUGACAAUCGUUUAGAUCAAGCUUUGGAAGCCGCCGAAAAAGCCAGCCUUGAAAAUCAUGAAAAACAACAACAACAACAAUCGACAAAAACGGAUAGUUACCAAAACGAGAUAAUAAGCAUGCAGUUAAAAUAUCAAAAAGAAUUAGAAAAAUUAGAAAAGGAAAAUAAAGAGCUUAGAAAACAAUUGCUUUUGAAACGUAGCAAAGUGACGUCGAAAGAAGUUAAAAAAUCACUCAUCGACAUGUAUUCGGAAGUACUAGACGAACUCAGCGAAUACGAUACAAGUUACAACAUACAAGAUCAUCUCCCGAGGGUUGUCGUGGUAGGAGAUCAAAGUUCUGGGAAAACGUCCGUUUUAGAAAUGAUAGCUCAAGCUAGAAUAUUUCCAAGAGGUGCCGGUGAAAUGAUGACUCGUUCUCCCGUCAAAGUCACUCUAUCCGAAGGACCCUAUCACAUAGCACAGUUUAAAGAUUCCGCAAGAGAAUUCGAUUUGACGAAGGAAAGCGAUUUGUCCGAAUUGAGGAGAGAAGUUGAAAUGAGAAUGAAAAGUAGCAUAAGAGAUGGUAAAACGGUGUCACAUGACGUCAUAUCAAUGAGCGUCAAAGGUCCAGGAUUGCAAAGGAUGGUUUUAGUCGAUUUGCCUGGAAUCAUAAGCACCGUGACGAAAGAUAUGGCAGGUGACACGAGAGAAGCCAUAAGGCAAAUGACUCAAACGUACAUGAGCAAUCCGAACGCGAUAAUUCUAUGCAUACAAGAUGGCGCCGUCGACGCGGAAAGAUCGAACGUAACGGAUUUGGUGUCGCAAGUCGAUCCUCAGGGUAAAAGAACGAUUUUCGUUCUUACCAAAGUCGACGUUGCAGAAGAAAAUUUAGCGGAUCCGAAUAGAAUUAGAAAAAUAUUAACCGGUAAAUUAUUUCCAAUGAAAGCGCUCGGAUAUUUUGCUGUCGUCACGGGACGUGGAAGGUCGGACGAUUCAAUUCAAGCGAUCAAAGAUUACGAAGAGAAAUUUUUCAGGAAUUCUAAACUUUUCAACGAUGGCAGCAUGGCUUUAUCCGCUCAAGUCACGACAAGGAAUUUAAGUUUGGCCGUUUCCGAAUGUUUUUGGAAAAUGGUGAGAGAAACCGUCGAACAACAAGCGGAUUCGUUUAAAGCGACUCGUUUCAAUUUGGAAGCCGAAUGGAAAAAUAAUUUUCCAAGGUUGCGCGAAUUGGAUCGAGACGAAUUGUUCGAAAGAGCAAGAGGAGAAAUACUUGACGAAAUUGUUAAUUUAUCCCAAGUGACUCCCGGUCAGUGGGAAGAAUUACUUUGGAAAAAACUCUGGGAAAAAUUUUCGUCUCACGUUUUCGAAAAUAUUUAUCUGGCAGCCGCGCAAUCGGGCGAUAUAGGUCAAUUUAAAACGAUCGUCGACAUAAGGUUGAGACAGUGGGCGGAAAAUGAACUCCCGCAAAAAUCCGUCGAAGUCGGUUGGGAAGCGCUCCAGGAAGAAUUUCGACAAUUUUUAGACAAGGCGAAAAAUUCAAAAGAUCACGACGAUCUUUUUGAUAAUUUAAAACAAGCCGUCGUCGACGAAGCUUUGGCGAGGCACACGUGGGAAGAUAAGGCUGCCGACAUGUUGAGGGGUAUUCAAUUGAAUUCGUUGGAAGAUAGGGCGGUGAGCGAAAAGCAACAAUGGGACACGGCCGUUAAAUUUUUAGAAACGAGCGUCAAGGAAAAAUUAAUAGAAACGGAAAAUACAUUAAACGAAAUGUUCGGGCCUGGUGCCAAAGACAGGUGGUUGUAUUGGUUAUCGAAAACUCCGGAGCAGAUAAAACGUAGCGCAGUUAAAAAUGAAUUAGAUAAAUUGUUAAAAAGUAAUUACAAUCACACGCCGACGUUGAGUUUCGAAGAGUUGACGACGAUUAGGAAAAAUUUACAAACGAUAGACAUCGAAGUCGAUGCGGAUUUCAUAAGGGAAACGUGGCAUCCGGUGUACAAGAGACAUUUUCUCAACAAGUCACGAGCCAAAGUCUACGAUUGCAGGAAAGCUUUUUACAUGUAUCAUCAAGGUCUCGAAUCGGAGGUCGAUUGCAGCGACGUAGUUUUAUUUUGGAGAAUACGGCAGGUUCUUAAGGUGACGUCGAACGCUUUGAGACAGCAGGUCAUGAACAGGGAAGCGAGGAGGUUGGAUAAGGAAAUAAAAGACAUUUUAGAGGAUUACAGUCAAGAUCAGAAGAAAAAGGAAAAAUUAUUGACCGGGAGACGAGUCACGUUAGCCGAAGAAUUGAAGCGAGUGCGUCAGAUACAAGAAAAAUUAGAAGAAUUUAUUCAAGCUCUUAAUAAGGAAAAAUGA